AUGGAUGAUGCUAGAAAUGAUUUAACCUCACUGCUUCGUUUCUCCGCUGGUGAACCUGGCCAAUCCUGUCAUGCAGUAUACCACCCUGGUUCCCACUUUGGCGGUCCAGUUCACUGUCUCUCCUGUUGUCACAAUCACAGCCCAGUCGACGACAUCUGGCGGCGCGCUUGUCAGACUGGCUGUCUUGCUUGUCAACAUGCUGUUUGCUGUGGUACCCUAGAUGGAACUCGUUUGGGGCCAAAAGCCAAUGGAUGGAAGCCAAGUUGUGCUUGUGACGGUCUUUGCGGCUCCAAAGGCGGCUACGGAGCAAUGGCCGACUGUGAGUACGGUUGUUCCGAUGAGAUCGGGGCUGGAGCUCGUUGUAGAUGUGCCAGUGAACGCGAGCGAAGAGGUGGGCUUGCAGCCAGACUGACCUCUGUCUGGCACUAUGGCAACGGUCUUUUGGCCAGUCUCCCGCCUCCAGCCAAGUCCAGCUGUACAGUUAGAGCCCUCACUUACACGGACUUGCAUUCACUGGACCGAGAAGACUUGGCCGAGCUGAUAAUACUUUAUCCAGAACUUGCUGAGUGCAUGAACACCGGUCUCGAGUUCACCUUUCCAUUGGUCGAUGCCGGACACGACUUUUGUGAGUAA
Protopolystoma xenopodis is the source of this 633-nucleotide messenger RNA. Lineage: Eukaryota; Metazoa; Platyhelminthes; Monogenea; Polystomatidea; Polystomatidae. The record is from the annotation of a GenBank genome assembly.